AUGGCGGAGAACUCCGAGCCCCCUAAACGUCACAAGCUGGUCGGCGCGAAGAACUUCCAGAGGCAUAAUCCAAAUUCCGACCGCUUUCCCCUGCAUCGCUUCCAUCACGUGGAGUUCUGGUGCCACGAUGCGAUCACCACCGCGUCUAGGUUCGCGGUUGCGCUGGGUAUGCAGGUGGUCGCCAAAAGCGACAUGACCACGGGCAACUCGGUGUACGCCUCCUACGUCCUUCGGUCGAACGAUCUCGUGUUCGUGUUCAGCGCCCCGUACGGCGGAGGCGAGGAGCAGACCGCCGAGGACAUCGACAAGAGAAGGGCGAACAUGCCGCACAGCUGUUACGACGGGGAGAACAUGACUCGCUUCAUCACGAAGCACGGCCUGGCGGUCAAGGCUGUCGGUGUGGUUGUGGACGACGCGGAGGAGGCCCAUCGCGCAUCUUUGAAACACGGCGCGAGGAACGCGGCGUACGACGCCGGGGACGGGACGAAACCCGCGGAGGGAAUCUCCGAGGUGGAGCUGUACGGUGACGUGGUCAUGCGCUUCGUCAGCGAGAGCGUCGUGUCGCGCGGUCCCUUUUGCCUUCCGCGAUACGAGCCCGUCCCGAUCGAGCCGGCGGGUUCCGAGCCGCUGUGCUACGGCUUGCGUCGACUGGACCACGCGGUGGGUAACGUGCACGACCUGCUGGAGACUGUCGAUUACAUCUCGAACUUCACGGGGAUGCACGAAUUUGCGGAGUUCACCGCGGAGGACGUCGGUACCGUGGACAGUGGCCUCAACUCGAUGGUGCUGGCGAACAACAGCGAGUACGUCCUGCUCCCAGUGAACGAGCCAACGUUUGGGACAAAGCGAAAGAGCCAGAUCCAGACCUACCUUGAGCAGAACAAGGGUCCCGGUCUGCAGCACCUGGCUCUUAAGACGGACAACAUCUUCGAUACUGUUCGAAAGAUGCGCGCGCAUGGCGGUUUUCGCGGUGGUUUCGAGUUUCAGAAGCCGGCGUCGGAGGGGUACUACCGGGAACUGCCAAAGAGAGUGGGCGCUAACGCACUGUCUCCGGAACAGUUCAAGGAGGUGGAGGAGCUGGGCCUUCUAGUGGACAAGGACGACCAGGGCGUGUUGAUCCAGGUAUUCACGAAGCCGGUGGGAGACAGGCCGACGGUGUUCAUCGAAAUUAUCCAGAGGAUCGGCUGCAUGCGGGAGGUGGGUGGCGAGGAAGCCAAGGAGAAAAAGAUGGAGCAGGCGGCUGGAUGCGGCGGGUUCGGCAAGGGGAACUUCUCAGAGCUCUUCAAGUCGAUCGAGAACUUCGAGCGCACGCUCAAGGUACCGUAA
Messenger RNA from Micromonas commoda, 1326 nucleotides. RefSeq lists its product with no specific name. Gene Ontology annotation, biological process: L-tyrosine catabolic process. Lineage: Eukaryota; Viridiplantae; Chlorophyta; Mamiellophyceae; Mamiellales; Mamiellaceae. The record is from RefSeq and is a predicted model, not a curated record. Gene Ontology annotation, molecular function: 4-hydroxyphenylpyruvate dioxygenase activity. The transcript is spliced from 2 exons. Bases 1 to 1326 code for a protein of 441 amino acids.